This is a messenger RNA of Trichomycterus rosablanca, 2967 nucleotides long. It is a transcript of the gene palmdb, whose product is annotated as palmdelphin b. The record is from RefSeq and is a predicted model, not a curated record. Gene Ontology annotation, biological process: regulation of cell shape. Gene Ontology annotation, cellular component: cytoplasm; membrane. The coding region runs from base 170 to 2758 and encodes 862 amino acids. The transcript has 8 exons. NCBI's taxonomy places the organism in Eukaryota, Metazoa, Chordata, Actinopteri, Siluriformes, Trichomycteridae.
CCCCAAUUCAAUCCUCAGCCUACAUUACCUGCAUUCCACCCUACACACACAUCACUGAACGCAUGCGCAAUAACUCCGCCGUGAUGUACUGUAGUCUGAGCUCAAAGUGACUUCCCUCCAGUUUCUGCCCAGCAAAGAUCUGCCAGCAGCUACAAACUACUGAGUCAGUAUGGAGGAAGCUGACCUACUGCGGGAGAGACUGCUGGCCAUCACAGAUAAGAGAAAAAUACAAGAGGAUAUUGCAAAGAAGAGGAGAGAGAUUGAGGAUGUUAAAUUUAAACUCCAGUAUUUAAAGAAAAAAUCACUUCGUGAACAAUGGCUGAUGGACGGCUUGAGUGGACAGAACGAGCAGGAUGAAGAGGCUGUAAGAGCUCAGGCACAGAAGGAUCAGCAACAAACAGAGUUCCUGCAGAGUCAAAUCCAGAGAAUAGAGGGUGAAAUCGAGGAUCUCGAGACACAGGAGCUCAAUAUUUCAAGAAAUGAGGAGCUGAUUCUGAAGCAGCUGAAGGAGGUGGAGAAGACGGCUGAGGACAUUAUAAAGAGAUCUGCGAGUGAGGAUUUGGAAGCGGUUGGCAGAAAAGUGAAUGAGGAUUACUUUUCUAUUCAGAACCAGACACGAGCAGAGCUGCAGUCCCUCUCGGAGCCAGUAACCAUGGAGACAAGUGAAGAAUCCAGCACGGACAACAUAAUGGACCAAGGGAUGGACGCCCAGGUGACUGAGUCAUUCGAGAGCAAGGACACGGGCGCCGAAGACAGUCACGAAGGCGACGAUAAUGACCUGUUAGAGGCUCUAAGUGCCAAACUGGCCGCUGCAGAGAUACAUCCUAAUGAAGACCUGCCCUCCUCAAAGGAAGCUUUAGUACUGGAGGACGCUCGCGAGGAGCUCAAUCGAAAUGAAUCUAUUACUUCCUCGGUCUCGGACACGCCGUCUAGUGCCGAGAGCGUGUAUGAGAACGAGGCCAUGAAACAAAGACAGGAUUCGGUGAAGGAUGAAAUUUUAAAAGAUGUUUUGCCCGUGAUUUUGCCCGAAGACGAUGAGGGUGGCGACAUGCUGGAUCCGCUGAAGGCUGAACUCCAUCAGGCGCUCCUAGAGAGCUUAGAUUGUGGAGAGGUCAACGAAUCGAUGCUGGAGUCUUUUAUUAGAGAGGAGGUUAUGUCAGACAUGUCAAACGAGUCUGGUCAAAAUCCUGAAGACCUGGACGAGUGUCUCCUAGUAGAAAUAGCCGCAGCGUCCUCCGACAGUGAGACCGACGAAAAGUGGAGGAAUAUUUUUUCCUCCUCCAUCAAUAAAGAGGACGAUGACUCCUACCUGGACAGCCUUCAGCUAAGUGCGCAAGAACUCUUCAUCCAAAAGCCUGAAAGGAAUUCGUUCGAAGAGCCAUCAGAAGCAAAGCAGGAGACGGAGGAGGACGUCCGGGUGGAAGAGGAUGUCCUGGAGCAACCUGAGAACACCUCAGCUUACACACCGCCCCCUCAGGAGAUCUCUUAUAACCCCUCAACACUGUUCCACGCCUUGUCAAAAAUAUCUGAAGAUGAAGAGGAGCUUGGGAAGGGUUCGGUAAAUCAUAAGGAUCCUCCGUCUAGUUGUGUCAAGUCAGACUUCAACAAGAAGGUCCCGAAAGAUUUCUGCGUGAUUCAAGAAAUGAAAAGUGAGAACGUCAGUACAGAGCACGUGGACUUCCAAGUCGCUCGCAAUCAGUGGCUCCAAAUGGAGGAGCAAACCAAGAACCUGGCACACCAGCCAAUCUCCAAGACUGGGACCUGCCAAGGCAAUCACAGCACAAUGUACACACCAGUACGAAACAUCGACAGGAACAAGAAGGAUCCAGAUCUCGAGGGUUUGCCACUUAAAAGAGAAUACCAGCAUACCCAGUUUAGCCCCUGCUCCGAGGACUCGGGUGUAGAUGACUCGAGUUACAGGUCACCUUGCGAUGACCCGGAGACACCGAACGAGAAGAUCAGCUUUGCUAUAGAACAAGAUGACAGACUGAGGCGUGAGAGAGGAAUGUCCAAAUCCUACUCGAGUGACUGUGUUCCAGGGAAGGGGAAGCCCGUCAUCCUGAACUUUGGAAGCUUCCGCCAAGAAUCCGAUGAAAAAAGGAAGAUGCUAGAGCACUGGGAUGAUGACUGCAAGUUGUCUCCCAGCACCAACAUGCCAUCCUUCAUCAUAACCUCAUCACCAACGAAGGGACCGCUGAGGCAUGAACUGACCGCCAACAACGUCAUCAUUCUGGAACCUGAAUCGUGCCAUCAGAGUCCACGCCACGCUGGAAAACUGAUGACCUCUAAAUCCGCUGACUGGAGGUCCGAGGACACGCCCAAUUUAAUCAUACUGGAGACAUCGAAUCUGAUCAUCCGCAGUGCGUCGGACUUCAAUUUGAAUACUUCUGUGGAGAUGGAGGAGAAAGCUUUCCUUAAUAACCCAUUUUUCAAGCUGCGAUCCAGAAGUACAAUUUCUCUGGUCGAUGAAGAGAUUAAGAAGGCAAAACAACGAGAGGAGGAACUAAAAAAAGAGAGAGCGGGUAUUUACACUAAAGAGAACUUCCUGGCCUCCCCUAAUCUCCUGGACAGCGCUUAUGACAAGCAAGAUGAUUUCCCAACAAGGUGUAAAUCAUCCCCCUCAUCCCCCAUGAAAAGUUGCAGAAUGGACCGGUCAGCGCUGUCCUGUGAUCACAGGUUUCCCGAGUCCUACUCUGGUGGUCGGCGUAAGAGUGCCAUGGCUCUGCGGUGGGAAGCGGGCGAGUUUGCAAACAACUGAACAGUCAGAGGCCGGAAAUCAACCAGUAAUUUUCUCUGUUCUCUGUAGGAAACGUCACGACUUCGGCUCCAGUCUCAUGUCGGUUUCAUGUGAAGCACACGCUGUCGCUUGUGUAAAUUUGUGCAGCUCUCUCGUCACAAAAUCAAAGCGCUUUCCGAGAUGCCUAAACGUUAGCUGAAUGUUGUUCAAUCUGUACGUGUUUGUCUGUA